Messenger RNA from Coffea eugenioides, 2917 nucleotides. RefSeq names its product pentatricopeptide repeat-containing protein At5g04810, chloroplastic. The coding region runs from base 38 to 2890 and encodes 950 amino acids. The record is from RefSeq and is a predicted model, not a curated record. Gene Ontology annotation, molecular function: protein binding; RNA binding. NCBI's taxonomy places the organism in Eukaryota, Viridiplantae, Streptophyta, Magnoliopsida, Gentianales, Rubiaceae. The transcript has 10 exons.
AGGUGAGCGCUCUGAAUUUGAGCGGAGGAUAGCAGUAAUGGAUAUGUUCUCUUUGUCCUCUACAGCACACUACGCUAACACUCCACCACCCUUCUCCGCCUCCAUCCUCGCUGUCGUUAAACACCACCACCCCUCCUCCUCCUCCUCCCCGUCUAUUGUUUCCCUUAAAACCUCCCCAGAGCCCCCUGACAACACCCCUUCUUCCACCAGUCUCCGCCGCCCUACCUCCAAUAAACCCCUCAAAACCCCAGCCACUUCCCACAACUCCAAAAAGUUCUCCCAAAACCCGCUCAAGAACCUCAUCGUUUCCACAAACCCCCCUGUUCCCAUUGCCCCCACCUCCACAGCCCAAUCUCCGCCUUUACAUACUCUCAGUAGUAAGCUUAGGCUUUCCAGUAAACUCUCCUCGCCGCCCCCGCCUUCGAUUCCCGAAGAAAUUCGGCCACAAAAAUCUGAAGUUUUGGAGGAUUUUGACAAUCCCAGUGAGGAAAAUGACAAAGGCCAAUCAAGAAGGGAGUUUGUUGAAAAAGGGAAGAUUUUUGUGGGGAAUCUUCCACUGUGGAUUAAGAAAAAUGAGUUGGCUGAGUUUUUUAGGCAAUUCGGGCCCAUAAAAAAUGUGAUUUUGAUAAAGGGUUUUGAUGAAACCGAGAGGAACAUGGGUUUUGGGUUUGUGAUUUAUGAUGGGCCAACGGCCGAGAAGGCGGCCAUGAAGGCUGUGGAAUUCGAUGGGGUGGAGUUUCAUGGGAGGGUGUUGACUGUGAAGUUGGACGAUGGGAGGAGAUUGAAGGAGAAAACAGAGGAGAGGAGGAGGUGGGUAGAGGGGAAAGAGGAGGGACAGCUGCAUCGGACGAAGUGGCAUGAAGAGAGGGAAGGGUCGAGGAGGGAGUUCAGGAACGUUAUUGAGACUCAACCAGAGAAUUGGCAAGCUGUCGUGACAGCUUUUGAGAAGAUUAAGAAGCCUUCCAGGAAAGAGUUUGGACUGAUGGUGAAGUAUUAUGCAAGACGAGGGGAUAUGCAUCGUGCACGUGAAACUUUUGAGAGAAUGCGAGCCAGGGGAAUAGAGCCAACUUCACACGUCUAUACCAGCCUUAUUCACGCUUAUGCAGUAGGUAGAGACAUGGAAGAAGCACUAUCUUGUGUGAGAAAAAUGAAUGAUGAGGGAGUUGAAAUGACCUUGGUGACAUACAGUAUUCUUGUGGGCGGCUUUGCAAAAGUUGGAAAUGUUGAUGCUGCAGAGUUUUGGUUUAAGGAGGCUAAAGAAAGACAUGCAACCUUGAAUGCAAUCAUCUAUGGGAACAUAAUUUAUGCUAAUUGUCAAAGUGGUGACAUGGAUCGUGCUGAAGCAUUGGUCAGAGAGAUGGAAGAAGACGGUAUUGAUGCUCCAAUUGGCAUAUACCAUACGAUGAUGGAUGGUUAUACCAUGGCAGGGAAUGAGGAUAAAUGUUUGGUUGUCUUUGAGAGAUUAAAGGAAUGUGGCUUUACACCUUCAGUAAUCAGCUAUGGAUGUCUUAUGAACCUGUAUAUUAAGAUUAGUAAAGUUUCAAAGGCUUUAGAGGUCAGUGACAUGAUGAAAAGGGCAGGGAUUAAACAUAACAUGAAGACAUAUUCAAUGUUAAUCAAUGGAUUUGGGAAGUUGGAAGAUUGGGCGAAUGCCUUUGCAAUAUUUGAAGAUGUAAUAAAAGAUGGUUUAAAACCAGACAUUGUUCUUUACAAUAACAUUAUUGGGGCAUUCUGUGGCAUGGGUAACAUGGAUCGUGCCAUUCGUACUGUCGAGGAAAUGAAAAGAGAAAGACAUAGACCUACAUCACGGACGUUUAUGCCCAUUAUACAUGCAUUUGCCAGAGCUGGAGAAUUGCGAAGAGCUCUUGAUGUUUUUGACAUGAUGAGGAUGAGUGGUUGCAUUCCAACAGUGCACACUUUUAAUGCUUUAAUUGUUGGACUUGUCGAAAAGCGUCAGAUGGACAAAGCUGUGGAAACUUUAGAUGAGAUGUUGUUAGCAGGCAUUAGUCCAAAUGAGCAUACUUAUACUACCAUAAUGCAUGGUUAUGCAUCAGUGGGUGAUAUUGGCAAAGCUUUCGAGUACUUUUCCAAGUUAAAAAAUGAGGGUUUGGAGCUUGAUGUGUAUACAUACGAGGCACUGCUCAAGGCAUGCUGUAAAUCAGGGAGAAUGCAGAGUGCUUUAGCAGUGACAAAAGAAAUGAGUAAUCGAGGAAUCCUGCGGAACACUUUUGUCUACAACAUAUUGAUUGAUGGUUGGGCUCGAAGAGGUGAUGUUUGGGAGGCUGCUGACCUGAUGCAACAGAUGAGGAGAGAAGGAGUUCUGCCUGACAUCCAUACUUAUACAUCUUUUAUAAAUGCUUGUUGUAAAGCUGGAGAUAUGAUGAGGGCAAUGAAGACCAUUGAAGAGAUGGAAGCACAUGGAGUGAAGCCUAAUGUGAAAACGUAUACCACACUCAUACAUGGGUGGGCGCGUGCAGCUCUUCCAGAAAAGGCUUUGCAAUGUUUUGAAGAUAUGAAGCAGAGUGGGCUAAAACCAGACAAAGCUGUGUACCAUUGUUUAAUGACCUCGUUGCUUUCAAGGGCCACGGUUGCUGAAGAGUAUAUUUAUGCAGGUAUUCAGCGUAUCUGUGGGGAGAUGGUGGAAUCUGGGCUGACUGUUGACAUGGGGACUGCAGUUCAUUGGUCGAAGUGUUUACGCAAGAUUGAAAGGAGUGGUGGCGGGAUCACUGAAGCCCUUCAGAAGACAUUCCCCCCUGAUUGGAAUUCUCACAAAACUCUAAAUGCCAUUUCUGAUACUGAUGACAAUGAUGAUGAAUUAGAUAAUUGUGCUUAUGAUGAUUUUCAGGGUGAUGUAGGUAGUGAUGCUGAACUUAGUGACUUUGAAGAAUGAUCAGAAAUAUGAAUCUAUUCUUCUUUU